Messenger RNA from Leptosia nina, 2052 nucleotides. The record is from the annotation of a GenBank genome assembly. Lineage: Eukaryota; Metazoa; Arthropoda; Insecta; Lepidoptera; Pieridae.
AUGAGAGCGAUUUCUAGUCGUGUCCCGUCAAAGAAAAUAAAAUGGUGCUGGUCAUCGUUAUUGAGGAAAUCUGAUUAUAGUAAUGUAAAUGACGUCUCUAAGGAUCAUGAAAUAUUAAAUAUUUUUUUGCCUACUCUCAGUUUUUUUGCUUGUCAGACACUUUUCUCUCAUAAAAUGGAGCCAAUAACAGAGGCAGCAAAGGAAAGAUACAGUAUCAAAAACAUCUUAUUCACAAAGGCAAUGUCCAACUACAAAAUACCCAUAAAUACUCUUGGAUACAAAGUAUUUUCAUGCACUGAUUGUGGAGAUAGAUUUAUUUUUGAAUCAAGCUUAAUGGUACAUCGAAACCGGAAAUCCUUGUUAAUACAAUACUUCUGCAGAUGUUGCAGCCAGUUUUAUGAAUUUUACAAUAGAUGCCACUUCCUUUCACAUGUACGUUCCCAUGUUUCCAAAACAGCAACUAUAAAUUUAAGUGAUUUAAAAGUAGAACCAUUGCCACUAACUGAUACAUCUGAAAUCUCUAAAUCACAAAAUGUGGUAGUUAUCCAUUCAUCACACAUAGUUUUUUGUUAUGAAUGCAAGGAAGGCAUAACUGUUACUGGAAUAGAUAAUAAAGACAGAAGUCAACACUACAUGCGAAGUACACUAACAAUUUUGACUUGUCCAGUGUGUCUGUUUACCGUACCAACAUCUUGCGCACUUAUUGCUCAUUUGCGGGUACAUUUGAAAUCACGUCCUUUCUAUUGUUGUGAAUGUGGAGAGGAAUUACCAAGUUCCUCUUGCAUAUACCCAUACCAUCACGACUGUGAAGGUUUUAAAAUGAUGAGGGUAACAUCGAGAAUCAAGUGCAUAAAACAUUCAUGCCAAAUUUUUCAUCAUAACAAUUAUGCGGCUCAUAUGAAACUCUGUCAUGUAAGUAGGAUAUUUAAAUGCCCCAACUGCUCUCUGGCUGGGUAUAAUGAAAAUUCAGUUUUUAAACAUGUAAUGAGAUGUUGUAAUAAAACCAAAUAUCCAGUAUAUUAUGAAUGUCACCUAUGCCCUGGUAUUUUCUUAAGCUCGACUCAAUUAAAUAAGCAUUUAGAGAAUCAUUUUACAACUUUAAAAAAGGAUGAUAAUAUGCAAAUUUACCCAUGUUGGGCCUGUAACAUUAUAACUUCUUCCAUUCAUUCCCUAAUCCAUCACCAUAUUUGCAAACAUAGGCCUCAGGCAAUAGACUCAUUAGUAAAAGUCAUAAACAAUACGGAAUAUAAAAACUGCACAAAGUGUUUUAAGAAAAUAUGCCAUUGGAAAGAGAAUGAUGAAGUUGUUUGUAUAUAUUGUACACAAGAUAAUGCUACAAAGCAAGAUGAACAAGACAGAAGUAAUCUUCAUAUACAGCCGCAAAUAGUGUGUCAUUUAUGUAAGAUAAAAGUAAAUGAAAACUGGCCUGAUAUAAAAGAGCAUUUUAAAGAAUUUCACACUAACAUUAAGUGUUUGGAUCUCAAAUUAGAAUUGAAAAGAAUAACUCACAAAAGGAACAAGCAAAAAAGUACUGGAUUAAACCCGAUAGGUAAAAUGAAAGUGUCCAAGCAUUUUAAACAAAAGAAAAGGGUUAACAGUGUCAAUGUAAACUUGAAAAAAAAUGAGACUCCGCCUGCAACAAAUGUUAAUAGACAAAUAACAUAUUUAAUUUGUCCUAAAUGCAACAUCCAAUUAGGAAACAUUGAGACUUUUGAGUCCCAUAUAAAGACUCACAGAGAUACCAACAUGGCUUUUCAAUGUUUGGAAUGUGGGGAAAGCUUUGCUGUAAAACGUUCAUUCUCAACACACUUAGUAUUGGAACAUAACAUAGUUGAUGCUGAUGGUUAUAUAGAGGCCAAAAAUUGUUUUAAUGACAAUACAAUGCAAACAUAUAAGGUUACUAGUGACAUUCCAGAAGAUUAUCCAUUGGAAGAAAACCAGUGUAGUAUUUGUAGGGAUAAAUUCUCUGAUGCCACUUCUUUAGAGAAACACUUCAGAGUUCAUGGAAUGGCCUUCUUAAUUAAAAAUACACAAAAAUCUAAAAGUCCAUAG